AUGGUUUCCAAAAAGGAUCCCGUGUCUCGUUGUUUGGCCAAGCGGCUGAAGUCAUUGAUGGGAAACCUUCAGCAUCCCGACACAGAACGACUGCAACUUGUCAAGUACGCUGGAGGAGAGCGGUUUCGUAUGCACAACGACUACCUACCGGUGCAUCUUGAGGCCAAGCACCCGGAUGGCAGCACUAAAAAGUACAACCGCCUCGUCAGUACCUUCAUCUACAUUGGAGACGACUGUACUGGGGGGGAAACGUACUUCCCAGAUAUCAAAGGCGUCGGCCCAAGCGCUGAUGGAGACAAGUUUUCGAGGACAGAGGAUGGCAUGGGCUUAUUGGUGAAGCCAAAGAAGGGAAACGCGGUGAUAUGGCACAAUGUCCAUCAGAAUGGAACUGGAGACGAGAGAAUGGCCCACGCAGGUUUACCUGUUCUGAAUGGCACAAAGAUUGGCAUGAAUCUGUUUGGCAUUUACUACCCGGACGAACCACUUGUUGGCGGAAACUAA
Fusarium musae is the source of this 501-nucleotide messenger RNA. RefSeq lists its product as uncharacterized. Bases 1 to 501 code for a protein of 166 amino acids. Gene Ontology annotation, molecular function: L-ascorbic acid binding; iron ion binding; procollagen-proline 4-dioxygenase activity. The transcript has a single exon. The record is from RefSeq and is a predicted model, not a curated record. Gene Ontology annotation, biological process: peptidyl-proline hydroxylation to 4-hydroxy-L-proline. Lineage: Eukaryota; Fungi; Ascomycota; Sordariomycetes; Hypocreales; Nectriaceae. Gene Ontology annotation, cellular component: endoplasmic reticulum.